Molecule: messenger RNA, 1866 nt
Organism: Drosophila persimilis
Lineage: Eukaryota; Metazoa; Arthropoda; Insecta; Diptera; Drosophilidae
Gene: ase
Product: achaete-scute complex protein T8
Exons: 1
Coding region: 1-1866 (621 amino acids)
Biological process (GO): neuron differentiation; regulation of neurogenesis; positive regulation of transcription by RNA polymerase II
Cellular component (GO): RNA polymerase II transcription regulator complex
Molecular function (GO): DNA-binding transcription factor activity, RNA polymerase II-specific; RNA polymerase II transcription regulatory region sequence-specific DNA binding; protein dimerization activity
Source: RefSeq, a predicted model, not a curated record
AUGGCUGCCCUCAGCUUUAGCCCCUCACCACCGCCGCAGACAGCAGCCAAGUCCACUGCCGCCAGCUCGUCCGCCUCCAAGGAAAAUAGCAUCCAGCCACUGGGGUCCAGCAAGCCAUUCGGCAAGAUCACCGUCCAUAAUGUGCUCAGCGAGAGCGGGGCCAAUGCCCUGCAGCAGCACAUUGCCAACCAGAACACGAUCAUCCGCAAGAUCCGCGACUUUGGAAUGCUUGGAGCGGUCCAGAGUGCCGCCGCCUCCGCCACAACCAACUCGGGAACCUUGGGCCAACGCAAGCGACCCCUGGGGGAGUCCAAACAGAACUCUCAGAACUCCCAGAACAGUCUGAAUAGUCUGAUCACCCCGAGCAAACCGCCGGCAACGACAACUGGCAAUGCCAAGCGCAGCAAGCUGAGCAAGAAGAGCCAGGAGAAGGCGGCCAAGACGGCGAGCAGCCACACACCGGCCACGGCCAAGCUGGAACCCACUGUUGCGUCCGCGUCUCCGUCCCUGGAGCUGGACGCCAAGGCGGCUGGUACGCCCGGACGCAAGGGCCUGCCGAUGCCACAGGCGGUGGCGCGACGCAAUGCACGGGAACGGAACCGCGUCAAGCAGGUCAACAAUGGUUUCGCUUUGCUCCGGGAGCGCAUACCCGAGGAGGUAUCCGAGGCUUUUGAGGCCCAGGGUGCUGGCCGGGGGGCCAGCAAGAAGCUGUCCAAGGUGGAGACACUGCGCAUGGCCGUGGAGUACAUCCGGAGUCUGGAGAAGCAGCUGGGCUUCGAUUUUCCGCCCCUGGGCUGCCAUGCCAACAGCUCGAGCAGCGGAGACGACAGCUUCAUGUUCAUCAAGGAUGAGUUUGAUGGUCUGGACGAGCACUUUGAUGACUCCCUGAGCAACUACGAAAUGGAGGAGGCUGCCGCAGGAGCAGUAGCCACCAGCCAGCAGCAGCACGAGCAGACAGAGCACCCACCAGGACAUCAGGACACCAACACGGACCUGCUACCCAGUCUAACGACACUGAAUGGGCUGCAGUACUUGCGGAUACCGGGGACCAACACCUACCAGCUGGUGACCCCGAACAUGCUGGGCAGCAGCUCCAGCCUGGACGAGGAGCAUUUCGGUGCCUUAAUUGACACAAAUUGCCUGAGCAGCAAUGCCAGUCCCGAUCCCGAUCCCCCUGCUGCCAUGGCACUGCCUGCGAUUGCAGCUGCACAAAGCGGUUCGACCUUAUCGCGAUCGCCCGUGCCACCAUCACCAGCAGCGGCAGCAACCGAGGCAGCGACAGGGGCAGCCACAAGCACAAGCAGUCCCUGCACAUCCCCAACACAGCGAGGCAGUUCAUCAAUGGCUCAACCACCGAGCUGCAUUGGGCCCGAGACAGUUCUGGUUUCACCUGUCGCCGUUGCUAAUGAACUCCUGUUGCAGGCGUGUGCCGCCCAGCUGCAGCAGCAACUGAUCAAACAGGAAUACGCCAACAGCAGGGCCAGCACGAACACCAACACCAACACCAACAGCAAUGCCAAUGCCAAUGCCAAUGGAAGUUCUCCGACAACAUCCCUGAACUAUUCACAGGACCAGGCCCAAAUGCUGUGCUCCCCCCUCCUGCCCGCCUUCUACGAUCAGGAGCCCGUUAGCUUCUACGACAAUGUGGUGGUGGGGCUGCCCAGUUUCAAGAAGGAAUUCAACGAAAUGCUCCACCAGGAGCAAACGGGAGCCACGGCAGUAGGAUCAGUCGGAUCAGUCGGAGUCGGGGGCUGUCUCUCCGACGAGAGCAUGAUCGAUGCCAUCGACUGGUGGGAGGCGCAUACACCUAAAUCGGAGACGGGACCGGCAUCCAACUCCAACGACACAUCAGCAGUGCUCAUGUGA